Sorex fumeus (smoky shrew) is the source of this 3787-nucleotide messenger RNA. It is a transcript of the gene URGCP, whose product is annotated as upregulator of cell proliferation. Lineage: Eukaryota; Metazoa; Chordata; Mammalia; Eulipotyphla; Soricidae. Gene Ontology annotation, molecular function: GTP binding. The record is from RefSeq and is a predicted model, not a curated record. The transcript is spliced from 6 exons. The coding region runs from base 223 to 2925 and encodes 900 amino acids.
GCGCGGAGGAAGCGGAGGCGGCGGCCGCGCCGAGACUGCGCCGCGCUCAUGGCGUCGCCCGGAAUGCAAGCUAAAAUCAGGGAUAUUUGUGUCCAUCAUGGAUUUAUUUCAAACUCCUAGAAAAUUUCCUACCAACAUUCAGAUUUCGGAGAAGUGACCCCAGAAAUAAAAGCAUCAGGAAGACAAACAGCUGUAGCAAUUGCAGAUUUGGAAUGGGGAGAAAUGGAAGGAGAUGAUGGCGAGUUUCAUUAUGGAGGUAGAAACUACAGAAUUUGGCAACGAAGUGGAUUGGGAAACAAGGAGGGAAUGGAUAGUACUAAUGAGUCUCAGGACAGCGACUUUCCAACAGUGGAGAGGAGCAGACUACAAGAAAUACUGUCACUUUUGGGAUUAGAGACAUAUCAGGUCCAGAAACUCAGCCUACAGGAUGCUCUGCAGAUCAGCAGUGACAGUAUGAAGAACUUGGCUCCUCAGGUUCCCAAAGACUUGCCCUGGAAUUUCCUCAGGAAGCUGCAGGCCCUCAAUGCUGAAGCCAGGAACACCACAAUGGUGCUGGACAUACCCCCAGAUGCCAGGCCUGUGGAGAAGGAGAGUCAGAUAGAAGAGGAGAUUAUUUACUGGGACACAGCAGAUGACAUUUCCGCGGACAUCUACUCCUUCUCUGAGCUCCCCACUCCGGACACACCGGUGAACCCCCUGGACCUUCUGUGUGCUCUUCUGCUUUCAUCAGAUAGUUUUCUGCAGCAAGAAAUCAUAUUAAAAAUGUCCCUCUGCCAGUUUGCACUUCCUCUUGUUUUGCCUGACUCAGAAAACCAUUACCACACAUUUCUAUUAUGGGCUAUGAGGGGCAUUGUCCGGACAUGGUGGUCACAGCCCCCCCGUGGGCUGGGCAGUUUCAGAGAAGACAGUAUGGUCCUGUCCCGAUUGCCUACUUUUGCCUUUGUACGCAUGGAGGUCAGCAGUAACUCCAAGUCCCAGCUUCUCAACACCAUUCUCAGUCCAAGCCAUAGGCAGCGAGAUUACUUCUGGCAUCGAGAUCUGAACUUGGGCACCAACCCUCGGGAGAUUGCUGAUGGGCUGGUGGAAAUGACCUGGUAUCUUCCCAGUGGUAGGGAAGAUUUGGACAUUUUCCUGGAACCCAUGGCCUUUCUGAAUCUUAGAGGUGACAUUGGAUCUCACUGGUUGCAGUUUAAGCUCUUGACAGAAAUAUCCUCAGCUGUGUUCAUCUUGACUGACAAUAUCAGUAAGAAGGAAUACAAACUUUUGUACUCAAUGAAGGGGACAGCCACAAAAUACUACUUCAUCCUAAGUCCCUACCGUGGUAAACGAAACACAAACUUGAGAUUCCUAAACAAGUUAAUUCCUGUGUUGAAAAUGGAUCACUCACACAUUCUUGUGAAAGUCAGCAGCACAGACAACGUGGGCUUUGUGCGAAGGGUCCGCUCUAUUUUGACACACGUGGCCCGGUCCCCCUGCAGGCGGGUAUCUGUGGAAGAUAUGGCAAAUGCAGCUCGUAAGCUGGGGCUGAAAGUUGAUGAGGACUGUGAGGACUGUCAGCAGGCAAAAGACCGGAUGGAGCGGAUCACCAGGAAAAUUAAAGAUGCAGACACUUACAAAAGGGAUGAGCUCAGACUACAAGGGGACUGUUGGAGAAAGGUGGCCCCAGUGGAGAAGGAGCUCUGCCAGGUCCAGUGGGCAGGGGACUCUCCUGAGAAGUACAGAACUGAGCUGAGGCACCGGUUAUUAGAACUGCGAAUGCAGCAAUGCAGCCACGACCCUGCCUGGGGAGUACAGGAAUUCAUUAAUGGCAUCAGCAGCCCUUCUCUCAGUGAAAAGCAGUACUUUCUCAGGUGGAUGGAGUGGGGACUGGCUCGGAUAGCGCAGUCAAGGGCAAGACAGCCUCCAGAGACAUUUCUUACCCUGAGACCCAAGCAUUGUGGAACUGUGGGCUUCAGUGAACCCCUCUGUCCAGAGUCCCUGGGAGUGGAGCACUUCGUGCGGGAGAUGGGACAGUUUUAUGAGGCAGAAAGUUGUCUUGUAGAGGCAGGGAAGAUGCCAGCAUGCCAGAGGCGGUUUGCCCACUUCCCAGGCUUGGCGUUGGAGUUGUUGCUAAAGGGCCUACCCCUGGAACUGGUGGAUGGGAGUACUCUCAGCACCCCCAUGCGCUGGGUCACAGGGCUCCUGAAGGAACUGCAUGCACGCCUGGAGAGAAGAUCAAGACUGGUGGUCCUGUCUGCACUGGGUGUGCCAGGCACGGGGAAGUCCACCCUACUCAAUACCAUGUUUGGACUGCGAUUUGCCACGGGCAGGGUCUGUGGCCCUCGAGGAGCCUUCAUGCAACUUAUAACGGUGUCUGAGGGCUUUAGCCAGGACCUGGGCUGUGACCAUAUCCUAGUGAUAGAUUCUGGGGGCUUAAUAAGUGGGGCCCUGACCACAGCUGGGGAAAGGUUUGAGCUGGAAGCUUCUCUGGCCACUUUGAUUAUGGCACUAAGCAAUGUCACUGUGAUUAGUUUAGCUGAAACAAGGGACAUUCCUCCCGCUAUUCUGCAUGCAUUUCUGAGGUUGGAGAAAACAGGGCACAUGCCCAACUAUCAGUUUGUAUAUCAGAACCUCGGUCCCACACCGAGAGAGCGGAGGCAGCUCCCGGAUCAAGCAAGUGAUGUGAGCAGAGCAGCAGUGCACAUGGAGAAACAGGGUGAUAGCAUUCGGACUCUGGCUGAUUUGGCUUUUUGUGAUCCAGAGAAGCAGCACAUUUGGCAUAUCCCUGGAUUGUGGCAUGGAAUGCCUCCCAUGGCUGCUGUGAGCCUGGGAUAUAGUGAAGCCAUUUUUGAAUUGAAAAGAUGCCUUUUAGAAAACAUCAGGAAUGGUCUGUCCAACCAGAACAAAAACAUUCAGCAGCUCAUUGAGUUGGUGAGACGACUAUGAGUGUGGAGAGGCUUGCCGUGGGCACUCUUUUUCUGAGUAAGCUGUCCACUCUGAGCUGUUCCCGGCACCUGUGAGGGGAUGACUUCCAACUCAUACAAGAAGAGAGAAUAGUGAAAGUUGGGGAGGUGAAGACCUAAAGUUUCCUAAACAGUGUUAAGCAAGGAAAUAAUUGCACAGCUCUGUUCAGAAAUGCUCCCAGGGCAGAAAGAAGAGCCACAGUACUAGUUUCUUUCUCUUUGAGUAAUUUAAAAGGCCUUAGGAUUUGACCUUUUGGAUAACUUCUCUCCUUUGUCCCCUGGAGUGGAGAGUUGCAGUCUGAUUGCUGUUGGGCCUUGGGUAGAUAGAUACACAGAAAGUCAGAGAAUUGUCCUGAAGAAAUGGACAUUUCCUCCAUUGAGCCCAGCAUCUGUGACUCAGUCCUGUCCAUGGAGUGGUACCCUUGGUGGUCAAGUCGCUACUGUGGCAUUCUGUUAACUGAGUUGUGCUGCCUUCCCCAGUCCCACCCAAGAAGAAGCACUACUGGCUGUUGUGCCCUCCAAUUUUGUCUACUUCUCUGCCGCAACACUUGACACUGACAUCAUCAUUUCCUUUUCGCGUGUCUGCCCCUCCUAGACUGUGAGCUCCUUGAGGGCAGGGGCUGUAUGUUAGCCAACUCUGUACCCUGGGGGCCUGGCACAUUGUGGGCGCUUAAUAAAUGUUUGUUGAAUGAAUGAAUGAAUGCAUAAAUGCUGGAAAUGGACAGGUUCUCUCUGUGCCUUAAAUUUCCUACUUCUGCAAAGAAGAUUGUAGUGUCUGAGGAGAGGUAGAUAGUAGAACACAUUAAAUGGAGGGCACCUGAGAGAAGUGACUUUUAAAAUGCCAU